This is a messenger RNA of Tilletiopsis washingtonensis, 5018 nucleotides long. RefSeq lists its product as hypothetical. The record is from RefSeq and is a predicted model, not a curated record. Bases 224 to 4972 code for a protein of 1582 amino acids. NCBI's taxonomy places the organism in Eukaryota, Fungi, Basidiomycota, Exobasidiomycetes, Entylomatales. Gene Ontology annotation, biological process: nucleosome organization; regulation of transcription by RNA polymerase II. The transcript is spliced from 16 exons. Gene Ontology annotation, cellular component: nucleus; chromatin. Gene Ontology annotation, molecular function: DNA binding; ATP hydrolysis activity; chromatin binding.
CCGCUCCCGACCACCACGACCCCGCUCUCCUCACCCGUUCCCCUCGCCUGCCACACCUCGCCGUCCCGCAGACCCUCACGCUCGCCGCGGCAUCACACCUCGGUGAUCCGGCUCGAGCAGAAGCGUGAGAGAGGCGCCAGCUCCGGAGAAUUCUGCCGAGCCGCUGCCACGCCUCAGGCGGCACCAGGCAGUCUCUGCACCUUCUCUCGGCGAGAGGCUCGUCAUGAGCGCUCCGACGGCCGUGCCUGAUGUGUUGAUGAGCGACGCUGCUGCCGUCAAGGCUGAGCCCGGCGCUGCGCCCUCUGCCGCCGGUGCCGCUCCCGCAAACGGCGCUCUGGCUGCGAGCAUCGCUGCUGCCGCUGAUGCCAGCUUGCCGAGCGCCGCUGUGCAGCAGCAGUCGAGUGCACCGCAGGCUCAAGCUUCCUCGAGCAGCCAGCCGAUCGUCGGCGCCGGCGCGGCAGCGUCGCCGCCGCAGGCGCGUCGCGCGGCACCGGCACUGCCGUCCUUCUCGGACGACGAGGACACGGAGGACGACGAGGCGCAGCGCGACGGCGUCAAGUCCGAGCUCUCCUCCAUCUCGCCAACGCCCGACGACGCCUCGCCCUCCUCGUCACGCUCGGCAUCGCCGGCGGGCAACGGGCGUCGCGCCGCGGCGCACCGCAGUGUCGCGUCGUCGUCCGGCGCCGGCUCGGCAUCGGCGUCGGCGUCGGGCGACUCGGGCAGCGCCUCGCCGCCGCGCCGCGCGCGCGACAGCUCGAAGCGCAUCGACGAGGCCGAGGCCAAUCCGGCGCUGUACGGCCUCAGACGUUCUGGCCGCGCUCCUGCCAAAGUCUACGUCGACACGUCCGGCACCGACGACGACGACUCGGACGUCGGCUCCAGUCGGCGGCGCAACAAGGGCCGCAGUGCCGGCGGCACCUUCAAGGUGUCGAAGCCGAAAGCUGCAAACGGCGGCAGCUUCCAGAGCGCCGCCCGCGAGGCAGCGCUCGGCUCCGACGAGGAAGAGUUCGGCACCAGCAACACCCGGCGGCGAGCCAAGCAGGCCGUCGGAGCCGCUGCGCCGCGCCUCACCAAGGGCAAGCGUGCCACGUCGUCAAGCCACUCGCUCGACGAGAUGGCGCGCAUCCCCUCGCGCGGCGGCCGCAAGCCCAACUACAACGAGGACGACUUUGGCCUGUCGCUCAGCGACGACGACGACCCAUUCGAGGACCAGGCUGACCUGGAGAUGGUCGCCCGGACCACUGCUGCGGCAGGCGAGGAGGAGGAGACGAUUGAGGGCGUCUUCGGACACGCACGCGCAGACGAGUUCGUGAAAGACAAGGAGGACGACCCGCGCCGCAACCUCGUCUACACCAUCAAGUGGAAGGGCUACUCGCAUCUGCACGACACGUACGAGCUCUUCGACUUCCUCAAGAACUACAAGGGCUUCAAGCGCGUCGAGAACUACGUGCGCCACGUUGUGAUUCCCGAGCUGGAGCUGCGCCGCAACCCCAACACGCAGAAGGAGGACAUCGAGCUGCUGCAGAUUGAGAAGGAGCGCCAGCUCGAGAUGGUGCAGGGCUUCAUGCAGGUCGAGCGCGUGCUCGACCAGCGCACGCAGAACGCCAAUCGCGACGUUGCGUACUCGCACCUGGCCUAUCUCUGCAAGUGGAAGGGGUUGGCAUACGCGGACUGCACGUGGGAGGCCGCCGAAGAGAUCGGCAAGGCUGCCAAGGGCCCCAUCGACGCAUUCCAUGCCCGCAGCGCCUCCACGACGGUGCCGUACCGGAGCGAGAGCUACCCGCGCGGCCGCCCCAAGUACACGCGCAUGACGGAGCAGCCGACGUACAUAAACCCCGGCGGCACGCUCAAGCCGUUCCAGAUGACGGGCCUCAACUGGCUGGCGUACCUGUGGUCGAAGGACCAGAACGGCAUCCUGGCCGACGAGAUGGGCUUGGGCAAGACGGUGCAGACUGUGUCCUUCUUCUCCUACCUCUUCCACUCGCUGCACCAGUACGGGCCCUUCCUCGUCGUCGUGCCGCUGUCGACGCUGCCAGCGUGGAUGCAGCAGUUCGAGAACUGGGCGCCGGACAUGAACGUCAUCAGCUACACGGGCAACACGGCGAGCCGCGAGAUGAUCCGGCAGUACGAGUUUGGCCCGGCGCGCAAGCUCAAGUUCAACGUGCUCGUCACGACGUACGAGUUUGUGCUCAAGGACCGCGCCGACCUGAGCUCGAUCAAGUGGGCCUACCUUGCCGUCGACGAGGCACACCGCCUGAAGAACUCGAGCGCCCAGCUCUACGAGUGCCUCAAGUCCUUCCCGACGGCGGGCAAGCUGCUCAUCACCGGCACGCCGCUGCAGAACAACAUCAAGGAGCUGCUGGCCUUGAUGCACUUCCUGCGCCCCGACGAGUUCCCGCUCGAGGACGGGUUCGAGAUGAACCAGGUCGACUCGGCGACCGUCAAGGCGCUGCAUGAGAAGCUCGACAACGUGAUGCUGCGCCGCCUCAAGAAGGACGUCGUGGCCGAGAUGCCCACCAAGACGGAGAAGAUCCUGCGCGUCGAGAUGUCGGCGAUGCAGCAGCGCAUGUACAAGGCGAUUCUGUCGCGCAACUACUCGGUGCUCAGCGCGCCCGGCUCGGCGCAGGUGAGCCUGCUCAACAUCGCCGUCGAGCUGCGCAAGGCGUCGAACCACCCGUUCCUCUUUGAGGGCUCCGAGGUCAUCUCGGACAAGCGCGAGGACACGCUGCGCGGCCUCGUGAUGCACAGCGGCAAGAUGGUGCUGCUCGACAAGCUCCUCACGCGCCUGAAGCAGGACGGCCACCGCGUGCUCAUCUUCAGCCAGAUGGUGCGCAUGCUCGACAUUCUCUCCGACUACAUGUCGCUGCGCGGCUACCUCUUCCAGCGUCUCGACGGCACCAUCACGUCGGAGGUGCGCAAGAAGUCCAUCCAGCACUUCAACGCGCCCGACUCGCCCGACUUUGCCUUCCUGCUGUCCACGCGCGCCGGCGGCCUCGGCAUCAACCUCGAGACGGCCGACACGGUGAUCAUCUUCGACUCGGACUACAACCCGCAGAGCGACGCCCAGGCCAUGGCGCGUGCCCAUCGCCUGAACUCCAAGUUCAACGUCAGCGUCUUCCGCCUCGUCACCAAGGACACGAUCGAGGAGGAGGUCAUCGAGCGCGGCCGUCGCAAGCUCCUGCUCGAGGCUGCCGUCGUCGGCCAGAUGGACACCAGCGGCCAGCGAUUCCAGGCUGCCGAUGCCUCUGCCCAGAAGGCCCAGCCGAGCAAGGAUGAGCUGAACGAGCUGCUUCGCUACGGCGCCAAGAAGAUCUUCGAGAGCUCCGAGAGCGCAGCUCAGAAGCAGCUCGACGAGCUCGACCUCGAUGCGAUCCUCACGCACGCCGACGAGGGUCUCGAGGCGGAAGCCGGAGGCGCCUCGUCUGGUGGCGCUGCCUUCGCGCAGUCGUUUGUGGCCGACUUCAAGACCUCGGGCGAGGAGGACUGGAGCAGCAUCAUUCCGGCGGACCAGCGGCGCGCCGCAGAGGAGGAGGAGCGCAAGAAGGCCGUCGAGGAGGCAGCCGCCAGCACUUCGCGGCGCCGCGCCGCACAUGUGCCUAGCGGCGCAUACGAAGGCAGCGCCGGUGCCGAGGGCGCCGAGGAUGACGACGACGAGGACGACGACGAGGGCGAGUCGAAGGGCAAGGCACGCAACAAGGGCGGUGCCAAGCCGGGAGUGCCGCGCAAGACUGGCGCCCAGCGUGCUCUCGAGCUGUCGGACCGCGACAUCCGCGUGCUCAUCCGCGGCAUCCAGCGCUGGGGCGACAUCCGCUGGCGCUACGACACGCUCGUCGAGGAUGGCAAGCUCACGGGCAAGAACCGCGGCGUGCUCGAGGAUCUCUCGGACGAGCUCAUCAAGAAGUGCGAGGUGGCGGCAGCCGAGCACGAGCGCGAGCUGCAGGCGGUGGUCGAUGCUGGCGGCGAGAUCACGUCUGCCCUGCGCCAGCGCGCGGUGAUGGUCUCCGUCAUGGGCAAGACUGAGAUUACCACGAACGCCGAGACGACGCUGCUGCGCCACAACGGCCUGCGCCUUCUCUUCCAGCUGCUCGACCCGGUAAAGGAUAAGCUGCGCUGGAAGGUGCCGCUCGACCACCUCAAGGCGACGAUCAGCUGGACUGGCGGCUGGACGGACGAGGACGACGCACGCCUGCUGCUUGGCAUCUUCAAGCACGGCUUCGGCUGCUGGGAGGAGAUCCAGGCGGAUGAGUCCCUCGGCCUGGCCGGCAAGGUCUUCCUCGAUGAGGGCAAGAAGGUGCUCGAGAAGAAGAAGGGCGACGACGCUGCACCAGCAGCUGCUGUCAAGGAUGAAGGCGCCGCGGACGGCGAGGCCGCGCCGGCUGCGCCCAAGAAGGGCAAGAAGCCGCCGGCUGCUAGUGUGCGCCCAAUCCCGAACGCGAUCCAUCUGGUUCGUCGCGGCGACUACCUGCUCAAGGCGCUCUGGGAUGCCGAGAACGACACAGCGCCUGCACCCGAAGUCAAGGUCGCGCCAGCGAUCAAGAAGGGCCGCAAGUCCAGCCCGGGCGGCAGCAACGCUUCGCCCGCUCCGCAGGCCAAGCACGCAAAGGGCGCGAAGGGCGCUUCGGCCAAGAAAGCGCGCACGUCUGCGCCGCCCGUCGAGAAGACGGAGCCCGAGGACGACGGCAACGACAGCAUGGACGAGGCAGCGUGCAAGGAGCUGAUGCGCCCCUGCAAGGCCUCGCUGAAGCGUCUGCGCGAGACGGAGAAUCUGCCGCGCGAGGAGAAGGUCAACGCGCUGAAGGAAUGCCUGUCCAACAUCGGCGGCCGCAUCGGACACCUGCUCACCGACGAGUUUGGCGCGGUGUCGCAGGCCGAGCGCGAGCGCCAGGAGCGCCACUUGUGGUCGUUCGUCACGUUCUUCUGGCCUCGUCCGGUACGUCGCCCGCUCUGCUGUGCCUUUCGUGUCUCAGACUGACGUCUCGCUGCGCAGGUCGAGUACUCCAAGCUGCGCGCCAUCUUCC